Vigna angularis (adzuki bean) is the source of this 1119-nucleotide messenger RNA. RefSeq names its product protein FAR1-RELATED SEQUENCE 5-like. The coding region runs from base 1 to 1119 and encodes 372 amino acids. The transcript has a single exon. Gene Ontology annotation, molecular function: DNA-binding transcription factor activity, RNA polymerase II-specific. The record is from RefSeq and is a predicted model, not a curated record. NCBI's taxonomy places the organism in Eukaryota, Viridiplantae, Streptophyta, Magnoliopsida, Fabales, Fabaceae.
AUGGAUUCUCAAAUUGAUUCUAGUUUUAUAUCCGAUUUCUCUUCGUUCAUCAAUGAAGUUGUAGAGAGAGAUUUGACAAAUAAAUUUACCACGAAUGAAAUAUUUCGUUCUCGGGAGCAGUUAAUUGAAUGGGUAAGAGGGAUUGCUUAUAAUUUAGGGUUUGUUGUUGUAAUAGUGAGAUCUGACAUAGCUACUGGUGUGCGAGGAAGAAAAACUUUCGUCAUACUUGAAUGUGAAAGAGGGGGAAAAUAUCAAAAAUACAAACCCGAUGCGGUGGGUAGUGUAUACGGCACUCGUAAAUGUGGGUGUUCGUUUAGGUUAAAGGUUAAACCAUCUCCAGAUGGGGACAAAUGGGUGCUUAAGGUGAUGUGUGGACAUCAUAACCAUGAGUUGGCUGAAAUUUUAGUUGGUCACCCUUAUGCUGGGAGGUUAAAUAUAUCAGAGCAGUCAUUACUCGUUGAUAUGACAAAGAGUAAAGUUACACCUGCAAAUAUUUUACUAACCCUGAAAGAAAAUAAUGAUCGAAAUGUGACAACGAUUAAACAAACCUACAACGCAAGACAAGCGUAUAAACAAUCAUUGAGAGGCUCCAGAACUGAACUACAACAACUUAUGAUGUUGUUGGACCGCGAUAAGUACAUUCAUUGGAGCAGGUGUGCCGACGAUUCAGAGGUUGUUAAUGACAUCUUUUGGACAUAUCCAGAUGCUGUGAAAUUGUUGAACGCAUUUAAUAUUGUAUUCUUGAUGGAUUCAACAUAUAAAACAAACAAAUACAGACUUCCUUUGCUUGAAAUUGUUGGCAUGACGUCGAUCGGGUUAACUUUCUCAGUCGCAUUUGCAUUUUUGUCAAGUGAAAGGCAAAACAAUUUCACUUGGGCUUUGGAAAAACUAAAAGGUCUAUUUUUGACAUCUGAGGGCGGACCUAAAAUAAUUGUUAGUGACCGUGACUUGGCUUUGAUGAAUGCCAUUGCAAAUGUUUUCCCCGAGUCGUAUCAGAUAUUAUGUCGGUUCCACAUCCGAAAAAAUGUUAAGGCCAAAUGCAAAAUGUUUGUUGAUUCUACUGAGGCUUGGGAUGUGUUGAUGGAGGCAUGGGAAAACGUGAUGGAUUGUGCUGAUUAG